GUUUUGAGAUUAUUUCAGCAGGUGACAGCAUCUGACAAGAAUGCUGGAAUUCCUUGCCUGGAAGGACACAAUGGUAUUCUUAAUCCUACUGGUUACACUGGCAGUGAUGUCUCCAUCUACAUUGGCGGUGAGAUGGAGAUAAUGUUGUGUGAAAAAGGGGAUAAAUUGUUGUUUUCAAGAAAGGAUGAUGGAAUAGGUAAGCGCAAGUGGGAAUGCACUCUCAGUGAAAGUGGCAUAAUUAGCAGACACUUUUUUGUUAUGAAACUACAGGCUCGAAAAGCAAAGAGGCAAAAUGACUUCUGGGGAAUUUGGGGAGAAUGGGGUGAAUGCAGCCGAAGCUGUGGUGGAGGCAUCAGUCUUCGGCACAGGCACUGCUACUCACGGAGGACAGAUGGUGGAUCCAGUUGCAUAGGACCAGCCCAAAGUUAUCGCUCAUGCAACGUUCGGGACUGUCCUGAGGGCUCCAGAGAUUUUCGAGCGGAACAGUGUGCCGAGUUUGAUGGGACAGAAUUUCAAGGGAAGAAGUACAAGUGGCUCCCUUACUAUGGAGCUCCCAAUAAAUGUGAAUUAAACUGCAUCCCAAAAGGAGAAAAUUUCUACUAUAGGCAGAAAGAAGCAGUCAUUGAUGGAACUCCUUGUGAACCAGGAACAAACGAUAUUUGUGUGCAAGGGACCUGUCGCGCUGUUGGCUGUGAUAAAAUGCUGGAUUCUUCCCAAAAAGAAGACAAGUGCCUGCAGUGCGGUGGGAAUGGAAGAGCUUGUUUUGAAGUCAAGGGACUCUUUGAUGUGCCCAAUCUCCCUAAAGGCUACAAUCAAAUCUUUGUCAUUCCGAUGGGAGCCACAAGCAUCCGGAUCAAGGAAGCAACCCCUACCAGGAACUUCCUGUCCAUCAAGAAUGUACAAGGAACAUAUUAUCUGAAUGGGCAGUGGACAAUUGAGUAUAGCCAGGCCUUGCCUAUUGCUAGCACAGUGAUGCAUUAUGAGAGAGGUUCUGAGGGGGAUCUGGCUCCAGAGCUUCUACAUGCCCGGGGUCCCAUCACCGAACCUUUGACAAUUGAGCUUAUCAGCCAGGAACCAAACCAAGGAGUGCAUUAUGAAUACUAUUUGCCAUUCCAAAGGCAAACAUCAAGCUACAGCUGGGGCUACGGCUCCUGGAGUGACUGUAGUGCUGAAUGUGGUGGAGGUUAUCAGUCUCGGCUGGUCUUUUGUACCAUUGACAAUGAAGCAUAUCCAGAUUAUAUGUGCAGAGAUAAACCAUGGCCAGGAAAUAACCGAACCUGUGGCCUCCAGGCCUGUCCCCACACAAAACGCUGGAAAACUGGUGACUGGAGCCAGUGCUCUGCCACCUGCGGAGGGGGCAUUCAAAGCCGUUCAGUUUACUGUGCCACGUACAAUGGACAUAAUUUUCAGGAUGCUGUGGAUGAUACCGAAUGCGCCUCCUUAACAGAGAAACCGCGCAGUGCGCAGCCUUGCAACCUGCAGCGGUGUGCCACAUGGGUUACAAGUCUUUGGUCUGAGUGUUCAGUAAGCUGCGGUGAAGGUAUUCAAACCCGGACUGUAAGCUGCCAGUCUGAACAGGGCCCUCAGAUUCUAGAUGUUGCUUGCUUGAGAGAACGAAAACCUCCGCACACUCAGCCCUGCAUCGGGGAGAAUUGUAUACAGGAGAUUGGCUGGCAUAUUGGAGACUGGGGACUGUGCUCAAAAAGCUGUGGUUCUGGUAUCCGAACCCGCCAAGUCAUCUGUGCUGAUGGUGAUUCCAAAUUCUACGGUCAUGAGAUUUGCCAAGAGAUACAGCCACAGAUACCAACCAUGCUUGGGAGCUGCAAUACACAACCUUGUCAUCUGCCCCAACAGGUUCCCAGUAUGCAAGACAUCACAGGGUUCAAUAUCAGCCGUCGGACAUUAUUGACCCGCUACCAUCCUGACCAAGGCACUGAAGUUUCUAGACAUGAAAGAAUAAUCCAAACUGGCUCUACUCAUCGCCAGGUCCAGCCAAAUGAGAAUCCUCGCUCCAAUUUCUUACCUCUUGGAUGGGAUUCUUACUCAGAUUCUUCUGUGUCCCGUCGGUCCCAUUCUUAUCCAAAUGGUGACGGUAAUGAUCAAGACUGCAACCAUACUCCUCAUGGCUGUUGUUCAGAUGGUCGCACUGCUGCAGCAGGUCGCUUUGGCCAAGGUUGCCCACUUGAUUCUUGCCAUUUGAGCAGAUAUGGGUGCUGCCCUGAUGGAAUAUCACGUUCCCAUGGACCUAACCAAGAAGGGUGCACACAAUACUACAGUGAUGUUUACAUAAGCAGAAAUCUUGUUACUCCCACUCCAACAGCAAGCCAAGGUCUUGCCCAGCAGGUGCCAACAGAGGAAUGCCGAGGUUCUAUAUAUGGUUGUUGCUAUGACAACAUUGCCUCUGCUUUAGGGCCUCAAGGAGAAGGAUGUCCCACAAGACUCAGCCAAUCUUAUCCUGUCCAGUGUCUGUUACCCAGUGCCCAUGGUUCCUGCACAGAUUGGACAAUACGUUGGUAUUUUGUAAGCGAUGUUGGAAAAUGCAAUCGAUUUUGGUAUGGAAGUUGUCAUGGGAAUAAGAACAACUUCGCUACUGAAGAAGAAUGCAUGAAAACCUGCCACGGAUCAAUGGGAAGAAGCUAUGUGAGUAUUCACCAUCAUGUCGCAAGUCCUAACGUCCGCUCUAGUUCUCAACUGCAAGAAGGGAACACAGAGGUAAAACCACAACAAUUUGGAAGAACUAUAAGUCACAGAACAGGAAAUGAGGGUCAUAGUGAUAGGACUUCCUCCAAUCAAGAUUCCUUACCUGAAUCUGAACAAGGAACUAGCUUGCUAGGAAACCAGCCAGAAAGGUCUCAUCACUCAAGUACUCUUGAUGAAAUUAAAAGGGGCACAAUAGACCAUAUGCAUGGUUUGAGUGAGACUGUGAUUUCCAGACACUCAGAGAAGCAGCUGACUGUGAAUGGCCAGACCACACAACAUGAAGAGUGGAGGAGGGAAUCUGGAACAGAUGGGUUAACACAGAGAAGAUUUGGGUAUCAAAUCCCACAAGGUUCUACUUUUCAAUAUUCUCUGAACAGAAUCUUCUUGGAUGGAUCAGAGUCUUCUGCAGUGGAGGCAGGCCUAGGACAAAGCAUUCGUCUUCUCUGUAAGACAGACAAUUCACACUUAUCUAGAGUUGAGUGGCAGAAAGAUGGACAGCCGAUCUCAUCUGAUAGGCAUACCUACCAGUCUGACAACUCCCUGGUGAUUAGCCAUCUCAGGACCGAGGAUGCGGGGAUCUACAGCUGCAUAAUUUCAAAUGGGAGGGUGGAACGCAGACAGAUCGAGUUGCUGAUCAAAGAAAUCCCUCAAUCUACACUCACUCAGGGAAGAAGGCAUCAACUUACUCAUGACCAAAAUCCCCAGCACAGAAUCUUUGGCACAGGAACUAAUGAUGGGCGAUCACAUGUUUCUUCUCUACAUCCUCAAAUAACAUACAGGUUAAAAAUGUAUAAGAAUGAGCCUUCGAUAGUUGAUGCUAGCAUUGGCGAACAAGUCCGACUGCCUUGUCGCGUAGAGGCUUCCCCCUCUUUAACCAUUGAAUGGCAGAAGGAUGGCCGUCCUAUUUCAUCUGCCAGGCAUAGGCAGCAACCUGAUGGUGCCCUGCUAAUCAGUCAUCUGACAUCUGAAGAUGCCGGCUUCUUUACGUGCAUUGCUUCUAAUGGCCGGGACCAAGAUCAGAAAAAAGUUCAAAUUAGACCUAGAGGAGACCUGAGAAUUAUUGACUUGCUGCCCAGGCUUUCUGUGUCUGAAGGGGAGAAUGCUCAUCUUCACUGUGUUGUGACAGGCAACAAUGUAAACAUAAGAUGGUCAAGAAAUGGGGUUCCAGUAAGAUCAGAUGGUCAUCGGAUCCAUGUGUCUCAAGAUGGAAGCUUGUUUCUAAACAAUGUUCAGCUUGGUGAUGAGGGCUCCUAUACGUGUAAUGCUUACAGUAGCAAUAAUUCGGUCAGUGCCAGUACAGAUGUGAAAGUCAUCAAAAGACGGCCAGAAGUGCCAGCAUCCCUCCCUGUGGACACAAGCAGGGAAUGUGUUGAUCAGCCACACCUUGCUAACUGCGAUCUGAUUCUACAGGCUCAGCUCUGCAACAACGAGUAUUAUUCCAGCUUCUGCUGUGCCAGCUGUUCUCGCCGCUAUGGCUGAGUCACAGGCUGCCUACCUUUCUUACAACCCUACUCCAGAAGCACUCAUCUCCAAUCUGUUUAUCAAGCAUACACACGGGUAGUCAGCACAGCUAAUGUGAGAACAAGGAGAAUAGUUGGCAAAAAUGGUAUCUCCACCUUCCUAAGCUGUAUUUUGUUUUGCAAGAGAAAGACCAAUCCUCUUAACAGCAGGCUGACCUUUUCAUUUAAGGAAAUGAAGAAUUGUUCCACUAGCAAAGCUUAACAAUACAGACAAGAAUUCAAAAUAAGUGGGAAAGUUGCUUCAAGAUAAAUCAAGGAUAGCAGACACAUUUUAAAUCAAACGUAAAAGCUAAAUUAGUGCCAGAACCCACUAAGAAAAACUGCUGACCGCAUUUUUUGUGGAAAUUUAGCAUACUGACCUAGAAACUUGUUUCCUGCGGUUAUAUUAAAUGUCCCUGCAGUUCAGAUAUAAACAGUUACAAGCAGACGAUUGUUUUUUCAGCAGAUACAGGAAACUACUAUUGCUGAGUUAACUAGCAGCAGUGAGUAUCACUUAAUAUUUGUUGGAAAUACGUAGAACACAGAGGCAUCAGAAGAGGAAAAUGCAUGGCGACGUGGCAAGGUUUUGUACUUCAAAUACUCUUAAAACAGGAAGGCUGUAUUUCUUGAAGUAAGUUCAUUAAACAGUGAUCCUCUCUUCCAAUUAAACAUGUAUACAAUUGCAUUAAGGCCUUUGAAAAAGGAAACGAAUUCUGUUUUAUCUCUUCUGCAUAAACAAAUACCAGAG
This is a messenger RNA of Protobothrops mucrosquamatus (brown spotted pit viper), 4947 nucleotides long. It is a transcript of the gene PAPLN, whose product is annotated as papilin, proteoglycan like sulfated glycoprotein. Gene Ontology annotation, cellular component: extracellular matrix. Gene Ontology annotation, molecular function: metalloendopeptidase activity; serine-type endopeptidase inhibitor activity. Lineage: Eukaryota; Metazoa; Chordata; Lepidosauria; Squamata; Viperidae. Gene Ontology annotation, biological process: extracellular matrix organization. The transcript is spliced from 28 exons. The annotation marks the transcript as partial. The record is from RefSeq and is a predicted model, not a curated record.